Molecule: messenger RNA, 1152 nt
Organism: Saccharomyces paradoxus
Lineage: Eukaryota; Fungi; Ascomycota; Saccharomycetes; Saccharomycetales; Saccharomycetaceae
Gene: MID2
Product: Mid2p
Exons: 1
Coding region: 1-1152 (383 amino acids)
Source: RefSeq, a predicted model, not a curated record
AUGUCGUCUUUCACAAGCAAGAACAGUCUCUAUUUAUUGCUUUUAAUACUGUCAUGUAUAUCGACGAUACAGGCCCAAUUUUUCGUGCAAUCAUCAUCUUCUAAUUCAUCAGCUGUGUCCAGCACACGUCCUUCCAUAAGUUCAGUGAGUUCAUCAAGUACCUUCUUAUCAUCGAGUAUGGUUUCUUCUUCGGGUGCUGAUUCAUCUUCCUCUACUUCAUCAGCAUCAAGUAGAUCCGUCGUAUCGCAUACUACCUCGUCUACUAGCGUUGCCUCCGUAUCGUUCACGUCAUUUAGUUUCUCAUCUGUUUCAAGCACUAGCAGCUCUUCCUCUGCUUCUUCGGAUUUUUCAUCCUCUUCAUCCUCUUCAUCCUUUUCCAUGUCAUCAACUUCCUCAACUUCCGAGUCAUCGACAUCGUCUACACCAACCUCAACAUCUUCUUCGUCUUCGUCAUCAUCAACGUCGUCUCCUUCUUCUUCAUCAUCAUCAUCUCCGUCAACAAUCACUUCUGCGCCUUCAACCUCCUCUACACCGUCUACUACUACUUACAAUCAAGGAAGCACUAUCACCAGUAUUAUCAAUGGUAAGACAAUUCUUUCAAACCACUAUACUACGGUUACCUAUACACCAUCAGCGACUGCUGAUUCAAGUAAUAAAUCCAAAAGCUCAGGUCUUUCCAAGAAAAAUAGAAAUAUUGUCAUUGGUUGUGUGGUUGGUAUUGGUGUACCACUGAUCUUGGUAAUAUUGGUCUUAAUUUACAUGUUUUGUAUCCAGUCAUCGAGGACCGACUUUAUUGAUUCAGAUGGUAAGGUCGUUACAGCCUAUAGAGCUAACAAAUUUACUAAAUGGUGGUAUAUGCUUUUGGGUAAGAAAGUAAGUGAUGAAUACCACUCUGAUUCACCAUUGGGUGGUAGUGCAUCGUCCGCAGGUGGUCUAGACCUGGAUGAGGCAGAUGACGUGAUGGAUCAAAGUUCCCUUUUUGACAUGAGGAUAAGGGAUAGCGAUAGCGUAUUACCAACCGCCAACAACGCUAAUCAUGAUAAUACCAAUAGUGGUGGGGAGCAUAUGAAUAGUAGCGUUGCAUCGAACGAUAUAGUAGAAGAAAAAUUCUAUGAUGAACAAGGUAACGAAUUAUCACCACGAAAUUAUUAG